This is a messenger RNA of Sitodiplosis mosellana (orange wheat blossom midge), 849 nucleotides long. RefSeq names its product heat shock protein 23-like. Lineage: Eukaryota; Metazoa; Arthropoda; Insecta; Diptera; Cecidomyiidae. The transcript has a single exon. The record is from RefSeq and is a predicted model, not a curated record. The coding region runs from base 153 to 695 and encodes 180 amino acids. Gene Ontology annotation, molecular function: protein folding chaperone. Gene Ontology annotation, biological process: protein refolding; response to heat.
AUACCCCGCCGCAUCGUUGUAAGUUGAAUACACAGCAAAACACAGUUGAAACUAAACCAAACAUUCGAUCAAAAAGUGUUCUUUGAACGCGAACAAUAAAAUCAAGCAAUUUUAAGUGAAUUUUGUGGAAGUAAAUAAAAAAUCAAGUAAAAAUGUCGCUUUUGCCAUACAUCAUUGGAGAAUACUACCAACCAAGCAGUUACCGUCAACUUGGUUCGGUUUAUCCAAGCAACUUGUGGGUUUCGCCAGUUGAACGCUCGUUGCUUCGCUCUCUAUCAAACACCGGCAAUUAUUUAAGAUCGCAAUUGUCGCAUUUUGACGAGCUAGAGGCAAAGACACAUAUUGGCAAAGACGGUUUCCAAGUUUGUCUCGACGUUCAACACUUCCAACCGAAUGAGAUCUCGGUGAAAACGGAAAAUAAUUCGAUUGUGGUGAAUGCCAAACACGAAGAGAAGAAGGACGACCACGGUUACAUCUCACGAGAAUUUACUCGUCGCUAUGAACUACCAAAAGGAUUCAAUAUUGAAGACGUAACAUCAAGUCUCUCAUCUGAUGGUGUUCUCUCGAUUAAAUGCCCUAACCCUCCGGCCAUCGAAGGAUCCAACGUGCGCCAAAUUGAAAUCCAACAAACUGGCCCAGCCAAGCAAAGCAUUAAGAGCAACGAGGAGAAGAAGGAUGAAAAACCAAAGGCCUAAGCAUCUUCAAAGUGCUGUUUUUAUUCAAAUCCAUGGAUUUUGGUUUAAGUUUUAUGCUUAGUCAUCCAAAAUGUCGUUAUAAUUUAAGAAAUCACUGUCAUAUUAGAUUUAAGAAGAUUGAAUAAAUGGCGAAAGAGCAAUAUAGGAAACAGAA